Messenger RNA from Sardina pilchardus (European sardine), 4801 nucleotides. RefSeq names its product SRC kinase signaling inhibitor 1a (gene srcin1a). The record is from RefSeq and is a predicted model, not a curated record. The transcript has 22 exons. The coding region runs from base 5 to 4801 and encodes 1598 amino acids. Gene Ontology annotation, cellular component: actin cytoskeleton; postsynaptic density; cytoplasm. Gene Ontology annotation, biological process: regulation of dendritic spine morphogenesis. Lineage: Eukaryota; Metazoa; Chordata; Actinopteri; Clupeiformes; Clupeidae.
GCACAUGAUCUCCACCGAUGACCUGGAGUACCCGCGCGAGUACCGCUCGCUGGGCGGCGGCGGCCGGCGCUUCUCCAACGUGGGCCUGGUGCACACGUCCGAGCACCGGCACACCGUCAUGGCCGCCCAGAGCCUGGAGGCGCUCAGCAACCUGCACAAGGUGGACAUGGAGCGCAAGCGCGACGCCUUCAUGGAGCACCUGAAGAACAAGUACCACCAGCAGCAGCAGCAGCAGCAGCACCAGCACCAGCAGCAGCAGCCGCACUCACUGCCACCCUCGCCCUCGCCCUCCCACUCCAGCAUGAGGGAGCGGCCGCAGGAGAGGAGCGCCCGUGAGCAGGACCAGUCCUACCUGUUCUCUACCUCCGUGAGAACGCUGAAGGCACACGUAUGCAAAGUGGAUGAGAUGACUAUAAGCAUAUAUGCAAACCGGCUGGCGAAACUCACUGGUGAAGGCUUUGGACUGGGGGUCAGGUGCGUGUGUACGUGUGUGCGCACGGCAGAGUCACACACACACGCGCACGCACGCGCGCGCUUGCGCGCACACACACCCACGAGCAAACAGCAACAACCAAACUACUGGAGCUUUAAGAGUCGCAGUCCGAGGCACUCGCAGUCCACCCAGUCGGGCCUGGCUGACCAGGCCAGUAAGCUGUCGUACGCGUCGGCCGAGCACCUGGAGACCAUGUCCGAGGCCGACCUCCCGCUGGGCUUCAGCCGCUCCAGCCGCCUCCGCCAGAGCCUGCCGCUCUCGCGCUCCGCCAGCCAGUCCAAGCUGCGCUCGCCUGGCGUGCUGUUCCUGCAGUUUGGCGACGAGACGCGGCGCGUGCACAUCACCCACGAGCUGACCAGCAUGGAGACGCUGCACGCGCUCAUCGUGCACAUGUUCCCGCAGAAGCUGACCGCCGGCAUGCUCAAGUCGCCCAACACGGCCAUCCUCAUCAAGGACGAGGCGCGCAACGUCUUCUACGAGCUGGAGGACGUGCGCGACAUCCAGGACCGCAGCAUCAUCAAGAUCUUCCGCAAGGAGCCCAUCUACGCCUCCUACCCAGCCUCGCACCUCGCCAACGGGGACCUACGGCGAGAGAUGGUGUACACCUCCCGCGAGUCCUCGCCAACACGCCGCCUCAACACACUCCCGUCGUCCUCGUCGGCCUCCCCCCCCUCCAGCUCCCCGGCGCGCUCCCGCCUCUCCUACAGCGGCACCACGGGCCGGCCGCCCUCCUUCCCGCCGCACCCCCACGCCGGCGGGGGUCACCACGGCGGCCACCCCCACGGCGGCCACCACCACGGCCCCCAGUCGGCCAACGCCGCCCCGGUCGGCCUCUCCCACUCGCCCAGCGCCAUCCUGGAGCGCCGCGACGUCAAGCCCGACGAGGAGGUGUCGGCCAAGAGCCUGGUGCUGCUGAAGAACGAGGGCCUGUACGCCGACCCCUACAGCCUGGUGCACGAGGGCCGCCUGAGCAUCGCGUCCACCCAGUCGCUGGCCGCGCUGUCGGGGCCGCUGGACCCGCUGGGCCCCACCGGGCUGUACCGCCGCGGCUCCAUGCGCUCGCUCAGCACCUACUCGGCGGCCGGCCUGCAGGGCGAGAUGGACGACCCGCUGUACCGGCCCGGCGCGGGCAUCUACACGGACACCUACGCCACGCUGGGCUUCCGGCUGCCGCCGUCCUCGCCGCAGAAGAUGGCGUCGGACGUGCCGGCCAUGAGGGAUGUGUCACGCGACGUCUUCUCCAGCCCGCCCAGCCGCGCCUCGCCCGUCCGCCAGAGCUUCCGCAAGGACUCGUCCUCGUCCGUGUUCGUGGAGAGCCCCAAGUCCAGGCCCAGCUCCAGCUCCGAGCCCCUCAGCCUGCAGAGCGCCAACUCCCCACUGGCCGGCAACGAGGAGACACGGGAUCGUAUGGAGGCUAUGGAGAAGCAGAUUGCCAGUUUAACUGGUCUAGUGCAGAGCGUGUUGACCAGAGGCCCGGACAGCGACACAGCACACUUCUUGCUGUGCGGCCUGCUGCGUCUCUGCAUGAUGGCGGGCUGCCCUCCGGACCAAGGGGUGGAGUUUUCACGGCCCUUCCCUUUCUCUUCCAGCGAGAAGACCGAAUCAGCCAGCGACGGCUCGGCCACCGGAAAUCAGACACCCUCAGCUCCGUUGGCGCUCAUGCCGCCGCCUCCGUCUGGGGGCAGCCCUGCUAGCACGGUGUCCAAGCUACAGAUGCAGCUGAACCUGCACGACCUGAAGCAGAACGCCACCGACCUGCGCAAACAGCUCAGCCACCUGCGCAAGAUGCAGCUGCAGAACCAGGACUCGAUGCGCACCCUGAUGAAGCGCACAGAGGGUGAGAUCACCAUGCGCGUGUGUGACGCGCUGCGCAAGCAGGAGGACCCCCUCCAGAGACAGCGCCUCCUAGUGGAGGAGGAGAGGCUCAAGUACCUCAACGAGGAGGAGCUCAUCAUCCAGCAGCUCCAUGACCUGGAGAAGUCCGUGGACGAGAUCCAGAAGGACUCGAGCACCAACCACAAGCAGGUGCCCAUGCAGGAGCUGGAGGAGAAGGCCGCCGUGCUGCGCAGGCUGGGGGAGACCCUGACGGAGCUCAAGAACCAGUUCCCAGGUCUGCAGAGUAAGAUGCGGGUGGUGCUGCGGGUGGAGGUGGAGGCGGUCAAGUUCCUGAAGGAGGAGCCCCACAGACUGGACGCUCUGCUCAAACGCUGCAGGACCAUCACAGACACACUCACAGCACUGCGCAGGCAAGCCACGGAGGGUGUGUGGAAGAGCCAGGAGGACGGCAUGGCGGAGGACUACAGGAAGAGCGUAGACUUUGACCUCGCCACCAGCCCUCCGCUGAGCAUCAGCGACAACCUGUCCAACUGGAGCCCCCACACCAGCUCCCCCCAUGGCCACGCCCACUCCCACGCCCACUCCCACGCCCACAACCACGGGCACGGCAGCCACCCGUCCCCCGGCCAGAAGGAGAGGGACCCCCUGAAGGAGCACGGGGGCCGCCAGGGGCCCGACAAGAGCCUCUCCAUGGAGGUCCGACUGGCGGCGGAGCGCGACUGGGAGGAGAAGCGCGCCAGCCUGACGCAGUACAGCGCGCAGGACAUCAACCGGCUGCUGGAGGAGACGCAGGCCGAGCUCAUGAAGGCCAUCCCCGACCUGGACUUCGCCGCCAAGCAGAUGAAGCCCCAGCAGUCCCUCAGCCAGACCAGACCAGACCAGAGCAGCCAGAACAGCCAGCCGGCCAACGCCGCCACCGGCGCCGGCAUCACCAACGCCACGCCCGAGCACCGGCCCCCCAAACCCCAGCACUCCUCACACAAGAUCUCCAGAGAGGGAGGCUCCAGGCGUGGCUCAGAUGAACUGACGGUUGCGAGGUAUCGCAUGGAGAAGCACUCCAAGUCCCCGCCUCCACCUCCUCCCAGACGCAGUUUCCCAUCAUCCCCUGGGCCCACCAGCCGCAGCGGAGAGCCCAUAACGUCUGAAAAGAGCCUCAAGAAGUGUGAGUCUGAGGACUGCGACAUGCCUAAGCCCAUGGUGAAGCUGAGGAAGAGCCUGUCUGAAGUGCCCCGUCCGGCCUCCACACCCCCCACCACGGGGGCCCAGAGGGAAGGGGCCGACGACGAGAGGAACCACGCCGACAUGGAGGUGCCCCGCAUCGUGCUGACCGAGUGUCAGUCCGGCGCCCCGCCCAACGGGGCCCACCACCAAGCGGCCCCGCCGUACACCGUGACGGUAAGUACCGGUAGCCGGUUCAAGCGAGGCGGCCCCCACCGGCACAGUGUGACCGGCGCCGAGACGCUGUCGUGGAGACAGCUCCUGAUAACGGACGGCAGAGAGCCCCAGAGGAAGCCCGGAGCGGAGGGCUCCGCCGGGUCAGCAGCGCCCGCUCCCAAGAGCCUGCCGGAGGGGCAGCAGGGCCAGCCCGCGAGGGCGAGGGCCCCAGGGGACGACAUCCGCAGCAGGACCUACCGCCGGCUGGACAGCCUGGAGGAGACCAUCAGGGAGCUGGAGAACUCCUUAAUGGAGAUCGGGGCUCACCCCAGCUCCGAGCCCCUGUCCCCCGUCACGCCUCCAGCCGAGGGCGCUCCCUCCGACAGCGCAGCAGCAGCACAGCAGCCCGACCAGACGCCCACGGAGUCGGCAGGGUCAGGGGGGACCAAGAGGCCUCCGGUCCCGCCCAAGCCCUCCAUCAGACCUCCCUACGUCCAGGGUGGAAACAGCUCCUCCUCUGGCGGAGGUAAAGCACUGCACUCCUCCUCCUCGGCAGCCUUGCGCCUCAAGCACCUGCAGCAGAGCAACCCGGAGAAGAGCAAGCUGUCCAAGCAGCGCGAGGAGUUCCUCAAGAGCCAGGGCCAGCUGCAGGCCCUGGGUGGCAGCUUCCUCACCGACCCCCUCCUCACGGGCACCCGUGCGGCGAGUUUCUCCGGCCGCCUGCCCUCCUCGGGCGGUUCGGGCCCGACGGUAGCCCUGUUCGCCCCGGGCCUCCGCAAGUACCCUCAGGACGGCAGCGGCAGCAGCGGCGGCGGCGGCGAUCUCCCAUCGUUCAGCGCGUCCUCCAGCCAGGCGAGGGCGCUGUUGGCCAGCCUGGGCGCCGAGGCCCUGCUGCUCUCCUCCACCCUGCGGCAGCACCGGCUGCUCCACCCGACGGCCACGGCGCAGACCAACGGCCGCUCGGCCUCCUCCCCGUCCCCCACCACCUCCCCCACCAGCGUGGGCCACAGCCUCAAGUACCCCAUGGCCAGCCUGGGGGGGCAGAAGGAGGGCAGGAGCAAGACCCUCCCCAAGGCCACGUCAUCCGGGGCCGAGUGA